Pleuronectes platessa (European plaice) is the source of this 1669-nucleotide messenger RNA. RefSeq names its product 5-hydroxyisourate hydrolase. Lineage: Eukaryota; Metazoa; Chordata; Actinopteri; Pleuronectiformes; Pleuronectidae. Gene Ontology annotation, biological process: purine nucleobase metabolic process. The record is from RefSeq and is a predicted model, not a curated record. The coding region runs from base 149 to 508 and encodes 119 amino acids. The transcript has 4 exons. Gene Ontology annotation, molecular function: hydroxyisourate hydrolase activity.
UAAUGAUUUAUUUGACGAAGGACAACCUUUGAGGUCUGUUUGCAGUGCAUGCUGGGUAAGUGUCUCUGAGCAGUGGGCUUGUGCAACUGGUUGGAUGAGUUUUGGUGACUGAAUUAGCUCCAGCAGAGAAGAGCACACUGCAGAGCUCAUGGCAGCAGCAGCAUCCAACCCUCUGACUACUCACGUGCUGAACACAGGAAAUGGCAUCCCCGCAGCCAAGAUGGCAGUCAGCCUGCAUCGCCUAGACUCCGAGCUGAUGAUUUGGAACAUGCUGAGUGUCGGGACAACAAAUGAAGAUGGCCGCUGCCCAGGACUCAUCAGCGCUGAAGCUUUCAUCUCCGGCAUGUACAAGCUGCGCUUUGAGACUGGUUCAUACUGGGAGGGUCUGGGUCAGACCUCCUUCUAUCCGUAUGUAGAGGUUGUGUUCACCAUCACUGAUCCGCAGCAGAGGUUCCACAUCCCAUUAUUGAUGAGUCGGUUCUCCUACAGCACCUACAGAGGAAGCUGAAAUGGAACAUUACAGAUUUUUCUCUCUCAAGUGCAAAACACUUUACAACAGCAGACAGAACAAGGUCAUGGCCAUGAAGUAUAUCUCACACAUAAAUACUAAGAAACAGGUAAAUAAAUUAGAGUUAUGCAUUUGGUAGGCUACACUUAACCAACAAGGCCCAUGUUUACACACAGCCUACGUUACAGUUGACGGCUUUUCUAUUCCCUGAGAUACGUUUUUAAUUUCAUUCAUCAGAGUAGAACUUAUCUUUAUUAUUUUUGUUCCAAAAGCAGAGCUCAGCAGAGCUCAGAGGACAAGCUGCUGCAGCUUCAACACCUUGACCCAGCCAUGGACAUAGAUGGAAGGUCACAUCUAUUUAUUCAUUUCUUAUUGAUAUUAAAGGUUUCAUUGAGUAAAAAAAUGUGAAGCAUCUGCCAUAGCUGAAAUCAUUACCUGACUUAAUUUUCCUACUUUAGAUGUAUUAUCUAAUUAGACAGAGAUAAUGGUUCAAUAUUGCAGUCUAAAAGCAUGGCACUGAAAAUACAAAUUAUCACUAAAAUGGUAAUUUAUCUGGGGAGUACUUAAAUAUUUCAUAUUGUAAUGACAAAUAUAUUGUUAUCUGUUUACUCCACACGGCUGUGUAAUUUUAUCCCAGUGUGCCUAGAUGAUCAAUUUACAUACAAGUCAUAGAGAGGUUUGAUGAUGGAUAUAGAAAAUGCCAAAUUAUAGAUCAAUUAUACCAUUGGUCUGUGAAUUAAGGCAGUUCCCUUGUUGUUUUUUUUAUAUACAAAAUCAUGUAUUUUGGACUGUUGGUCAGACAAAGACCCAUGAAUGCUAACAUGGGCUUCAGGAAAAUCAUCAAGGACAUUUUCACUGUUUUCUGACCUUCUGUCUUCUGUUCUUUCAGGCUCUGAACAAUUAAUCAAUUAAUAGAGGUUGCAUCAUUAACAGUUCUCCUGUGAUGAAAUAGUAUGGCCCUGCACAAUAAUUCUGAUAAUUGUUUUACACUCAGAACUAGUGGAAGAGGUUUCUUAAAAUACUACUUUUAAACCAAAGGAGCAAAAUAUAAACUGUGAUGUUCAGUCCUGUUUUAAUGUGACUGUAUGUGUGGUUUAACAGAUAAAAACAAGAUGGGGGAUGGAGAACCUCUUGCAGAUGAAUAAAGAGUAUUUCAGUGGU